Molecule: messenger RNA, 3997 nt
Organism: Caenorhabditis sp. 36 PRJEB53466
Lineage: Eukaryota; Metazoa; Nematoda; Chromadorea; Rhabditida; Rhabditidae
Source: the annotation of a GenBank genome assembly
AUGGGUAACACUCUACUGACAGGCCGCUCGAAUGCGAUCGCACCGAUCAUCAGUGCAGAAGAAGCCAAAUCUUUCAGUAUGUCUGAAAAGGAGAAGGAAAAGUGAACGAAAAGAUGAUUUUCAGUAUCCGACGAAGAAUAUCGCCGCAUUCGACAAGCUUUUCAGAGAUUCAAAAACGGAUUCAUUAUUUAUGACGUGAGAAUAUUUGAGAUGAAAAUUAUGACAAUGAAACAUCAUUACUUCAGGAGUUCUGCUACCAUGUUCUGGGCGGUGCUCAGAUUCCCGACGAUAAACGACGCCUUCUCUUCAACUUCUUCUCACACGGCGCAGAAACUGUCACUUUCGAAAAUCUGCUCACCUCUCUCGUCGGAUUGUGCCGAGUGGAAGAAGUGCAGACGAGAUUCAUUGAAGAGUAUCACGAAUUCGCUUCGUGGGGACUGAGCCCUCCGAAGCUCACAAUUCCUUUGAAUGAUUCCUACAUAUCAUUCUACGAAGUCAUGUCCUACGUCACUCACUGUAAGCGUUCGUGGCACGUUCAUAAAGUUAAAAAAUGUGUUCAGUGUCUGUGAACGAAGUGAUCGAACUAGAGAAAGUGUUCGCAACAAUCAGUGAUCGUGCGGUGUGCAAAUUGAAUGAUGACAAGUGGAAACAGGCUCUUGGCGGCUGCUUCCCGUCCAACUACGCCGACAGACUCUUCGCCGUUUUCGAUGAAAAUAAAGACGGACAAAUCGACUUUCGGGAACUCGUUUGUACUCUCUCCGCACUCUGCAGAGGACCUCUUCCUGGAAGAAUCUCGCGUAUGAUUAAGUCUAUCAAAACAUUGCUCAUCAAAUUGAAUUUCAGAGCUAGCUAGAAUCUGGGACGUCGAUUGCGACAAAAUGUUGUCCGACGAGGAAUUGCAGAAUAUGUACGAGGAUUUGGCAGUGCCAGCUGAGCGUCAAACGGUGACCAAAUCAGCACAAGGGAAGGCGGCACUCAUAGACUUUGGAAUAUGGGCUCAGGAGAAUGAGGAGUAUGUCAAGGAGUACUACUCGAUGGCAUUGCAAAUCGGACAUAUUUGUCUUGGAUUGAGACCGGAAUCGAAACAACUGGAAUUACAAAUUGUGAAGUGAGUUAGUUAUCUGGUAAACGACAUUUACGAACCAUCCUUUCAGCGAAUUCGAAGAACGCGCUUCCAAACUGCCGCUGACCGAAUGGAACAUUGUCGCGGCUAGUUGGCACGGAGAGUUCAGAACGCUCCUGGAAGCGGAUAAGAACCCCAAUCCAAUUGACAAUUCUUCAAUCAAAGGGACUAGGGAAGACAGUUGGACAAGCAAAGUAAGCUCUUUUCAAAAUGUUACCAUUUCCAAGUAUAUAAUUUUGCAGGUUGCGUGCAUUUCUUCAGAAUCAGCUCGAUUGAAAGCUGACCUGAAUCCGUCCGACUACAUCCGAGUCCCCGUUCCUCUUUGGAGAGCAUGGCUUCGUUGGCAUGGAUGUGCUUUGACAGUCGAUUCUCAAUUCACUCGUAAAUAUCUUGACGGCGAGUUCUUCGAAGAUUCCAAGCCGGCACUCGAACUGUACCCGCUCGAGAUUCUGCUGCUCGGACAUGACCGUAAAAAGAGUCAUGACGGAACGGAAACGACGCCCAGAUCAUUGACUCCGUGGGCGUGUGCUCAAGUCUCCCGCAGCAUGACUGUCGACGAACUGCUCUCUUUGUGCAAAACGGAACUGAGAUUGGGUGAAGGAGAUGCGAGACUGUGGCAAGUGGUCAAAGAGAACGAGGAGGGCAACGUGCUGCUGGAUGACGGAGCACAGAACUUGCAUCAGUUGUACGUGGCACUUGGGAAGACGAAGAAAGUGAACAAAAUGAAGUUGCUGCUGGAAGUGCGCGAGCGAGGGACCGGAGUGUGGCCGGAGGAGCUGCGAGCUUCACUCUCCGGGAAACAGAUCACUGCCGCGUCGACUCUCUCCUCUUCAAAUGCUCAACUCUCAGGUAACCAUUCCACUUCUCAAGCGCUUUUCCUAACCUCUCACAAGAUUCUACAGGUCGUCCGGGAGCCGUUGGACUCGUAAACUACGGGAACUUCUGCUACCGAAAUGCCGGAAUUCAAUGUCUUGCGAGAGUCUCUCCAUUGACACAGUACUUCUUGGAGGACGAGAAUCUGGAUGCGAUUAAGCGAACGAACACCCGAAGAAGAGAUGCCGUGGAGACGACGAUCGAGUAUGCAAAGCUGCUGAGGGAAAUGUGGGCGGCGAAAAAAAAGAAUAUUGCGCCGAAUGACUUCAACGAUGCAAUUCGCAUGAAUUCAGACAUGUUCGAGUGCAGUGAACAGCACGAUUGUCAGGAGUUCGUCGCGUUUUUACUCGAUCAACUGCACACUUCCAUGUACGAGGCAAACAAGACAUUGACUCAGAAUACGAACGAGAAUCAGGUAGAACCGAGAGCAGAGAAGGAGGAGACGAAAGAAAAAGAAGAGGGCGACGAGGAAAAGGCGGACAGAUCAUGGAAAGAGUACGAGGAGCAGAAUGAUUCGCUGGUCACUCAACUGUUCACUGGACAGCUCCGCUCCCGAUUGAUCUGUCGUUCGUGCCAAGGAAGUUCCAGUGUUUUCGAACCAUUCACCUCGCUCUCUUUGCCCAUUGGAUUCGAAGACGUCGAUUUGUACCAAGUCAUCGGUAGGCUACUGAAAACUAUAAUUUUCUGUGCAAAUCAAAAAUUGCUCUUUCAGUUGUACGACGCGACGGCCGAAUUCCUCGUCGCUAUGGAUUCCGUCUCUCUCGCGAUUCGAAAAUAGGUCAUCUCCGAGAAGUUGUGUCGGCUUCCAGUGGCAUCUCGAUGUCGCACAUCACAAUUCAAUGCAUGUCCAGCAAGGGAACUCUCAUGAGCAGAUCUCCGAGUCAACGGAACUGCCAGUUGAAAGAUGAGAUGCCGCUGAGCUCUUUCCCUUCUGGAGCAAGACUGUAUGCUCUUGAACUACCGGAAAGCACCGCAGAAGACGAGUGGAGAGUGGCAAUGCACAGGAAGCUACAAUACAAUCACGAGCCGCACAUUCUGGGAUCAACCGCCGGGUUCAUUGUCUCUCGCUUCGGACUUCCACUCAUAAUCGGCGUGGAUACAGAAGUGACUGGAAAGAAGCUCUACGAUGAUGUCAUGUACCAGAUGCAUCGUUUCAUGGAACACUCAGUCAAUUCGUUCUCGAGCAGAGCCCAUGAUCCGUGCGAAGACGACGCUUCCGGCUAUCCGUUCACUUUGUGCCUUGUUGAUCAGAACUACGAAUGGUGCGGACAAUGCCCGGCCCUCCGCUUCUGCCGAGGCUGUCCGAUUCGUCCGGACGAUCAGAAGACGUAUAUUCCCGCGCACUGUCCGAUUGCAGUCGACUGGCUGCCGAUUGCCCUUUACCUUCGGUACAAUCAUUCGCAGGAACAGGCUUGUGAAGAUGAUCCAUCUGUGGCCGAGACGUGGUCCCGACACUUCGCUCCUUCCUCGCUCGAACAUUGCAUCGAGAAGUUCUCGUGUCCAGAAACCCUUGACGCGGCGAUUCAAUGCGAUCGAUGCGAGAAAAAGACGACGAGGGACAAAGUCAUGACUAUUUGGAAACUCCCGAAAUAUCUGAUAAUCCAUCUGAAACGCUUCGAGUUUCUCCGAGAGCAAGGAAGAAUGGGAAAAUGCAAGCGGACAGUCAAUUUCCCGCUCAAACACUUCGAUCCGGCGCCGUUCGUCGACAAACCAGACGGAAACACGUACGAAUGCAUUGCCUUGGCUGUGAGUGAUAAAGAAAAGUAUUUGGUUAACAAAAAGGAAUUUCAGAAUCACUACGGCCAGCUGUCUUGUGGUCACUUCAUCGCGUACGCAAAGAGUAAUGAGGACAAAUGGCUGAUGCUCAAUGAUUGCUCCGUCAGAGUUAGUUAAUACGAAAAGUGAUAAUGUCUAAUCAAUUUGUUCCAGGAAGUUUCCGAAGAAGAAGUCGACAAGCAAGGCGCGUAUCUUUUGUUUUAUGAGAGGAAAGACGGCAUUUAG